Perognathus longimembris pacificus (Pacific pocket mouse) is the source of this 2421-nucleotide messenger RNA. RefSeq names its product collagen alpha-1(I) chain-like. Lineage: Eukaryota; Metazoa; Chordata; Mammalia; Rodentia; Heteromyidae. The transcript is spliced from 7 exons. The record is from RefSeq and is a predicted model, not a curated record. The coding region runs from base 1 to 2421 and encodes 806 amino acids.
AUGGCGGCCGCGCCCCGUCUGUGCCCGCUCCAGCCGGGGCUGCGGGGCUGCGUGGAGGCCGCAGGCUGGAGAGCAAAGGGCAGUGCUCACACCUAUACCUACAGCACUCACACCUACACCUACAGCACUCACACCUACAGUGCUCAAACCUACACCUACAGCACUCACACCUACACCUACAGCGCUCACACCUACAGCGCUCACACCUACACCUACAGCACUCACACCUACAGUGCUCACACCUACACCUACAGCACUCACACCUACACCUACAGCACUCACACCUACAGCACUCACACCUACACCUACAGCGCUCACACCUACAGUGCUCACACCUACAGUGCUCACACCUACACCUACAGCGCUCACACCUACGGUGCUCACACCUACAGUGCUCACACCUACACCUACAGCGCUCACACCUACGGUGCUGGCUCUCGGGAGGGAGGGAGAGACAGGAGGAUUGCGGUGCUCGGGCCCUGCGUCCCGGCUCGGCUGGGCCCCGAGUUCCAAAGCCCCUGGGCCCCGAGGAGCCCAGGGGACACCGCGGCUGGCGGCCAGUGCACCGGCUCCCGGGCCCUGCCGGUCAGGAUGCACCGCAGCCCGGCAGCUGGGGCCAGGAGAACCCAACCCCCUCCCCAGGCCGAGCCUCGACCCUGCCCGCCACCCCUCCACCCUUUCGUGGUGCUGGCCAGGCUUCCCUUCACAGGCACGCGGUGGGAAGCUGCGAGCCAGUGGGAAGCGCCGAAGUUCUGCUCCCCAGAUCGGGGCCGGGAGAACGCUAGGACCCCAAAGGAGCCACGCCCACGGGGCUGUUCCGCAAGCACACCGGUGACCUGGGCCGGCGGCCAGGCGAGCAGGGGAGAAAACGAACGGCCAGCGCUGCACCGCGCUCUCCUGGGUUUCCCACCUGCAUCUGAGGCGGCCUCAACAGGCCUCCCGCUCCGCCGAAAGCCAGGCCCCGGCCCCGCUGGCAGCCCGGGAGGGGGAUCCACCAGGGUCCCCGACCGGUGCCGCUCCUCCCGCUCCUCCAGGGCGCCUCGCCUCACAGGUCAGACGGAAGGGCCCCUGCCGGGGUCCUUCUGGGGCACAUCCUGGCCCUCGUUCCCCAACCUUGAGUUUGGAGCCGGUGCGCGGCUGCCCUGGGCACGUGUGAUGAGCCGCGAUGUCGUUUGGGGAAAUGUGUCAGGUGGCCAGAGGAAUGACGCACAGGGCGCACCUCGGCCCCUGCCCGCGAGUCCCCUGAGCCGGGACUGCCGCUCAGCCUCGGCCCAGGCCCGGCCGCAGGCUCGGGUCACCGCGCUCCUGCCCCGGGAUUCCCGGGCCGUCCCCAGCCCCGUCCAGGGCCCGCCGCCGCCACCAGGAGCCGCGCGGGGACCAGGCACCCAGGGGCUCGGCGCCGGCGGCUGCCCGGGGCUUCCCGCACCCCAAGGUCCCCAGCGGAACAGCCCGCCCCCCCACCCCGGGGCCCUCGCGCCGGCCCCGGCAGGCCUCCGCCGCGCGCCGCCGCUCCGCGCACGCCAGACUCCGGACCUCGGUGCGGGGACCCCUGGGCCUGGGCCUCCGCUGGGCACCGGCUGCGGGCGGCACCGCGGGGCGCCUCGCUUCCCGGGCGGAGGGGGAGGCGGCGCGCGCGCGGCGGGAACCCGCGAUCGCCCCCCAGCCCCCCGCGCGCCCGCUCGUGGCGGAAGUGGGUCACGGCCCUCGGGCCCGGCGGGGCCGCGUCGUCCUCGGCGGUCGCGCUCCGGGAACGGGAGGGGGUCUCCGCACACUUACGAACCCACGGAGGCGGGGACUGGGCCGGCGCCCCGCACCUCCGGCGUCGGCGGGCAGCUCUGCACAGAUCCCGGCCACCCCCUCCCUCCCCAGGCCCGGGCCCGGGGCCGCGGCUCCCUCCGCUCCCGCCCGGCCCGGGGAUUCCGCGGCACCCGGUCGCGUCGCCCGGAGCGUGCGGGUCGCGGUCGGCCUCGCCCGUGCACCCCCGCCGGGGCAGAGUCCCCGCUUCGAAAUGGCGCACGGGGUCUUUUUGGAAAACGACCGCGGCCCGGCCCCUCGCGGAGCCUGGCACCCGCGCGCGCACUCGGCGGCGGGGCCCCCACCGUCCCGGGCCGCACCAUUGGCCAGCCCGCUCCUCUCGGGCCCCGCAGCCAAUGGGCGGCCGCCGGACCCGGGCCCGGGCCCGCCCCUCCCGGCGCGGGCGGCUCGGGGCCGCGGGCGGGCCUGGCGCGGGCCCGGACCCACGCGCCCGCGCGCGCCGCGCCCGCCCCGCCCGCCGCCGCCGCCGCCGCCGCCUGCGCGCGGGCACCGGGCGGCGUGCCCGGCCGCUCCCCGGGCCGCGGGGCGCCCGGCCCCGCCCCCGGCCCCGCCUUCUCUCCGCCCCCCGCGAGGCCGGCGGGGGCGGCGACUGGGCCGGCGACGUGA